This is a messenger RNA of Sinocyclocheilus anshuiensis, 1010 nucleotides long. Its product is annotated as probable isoprenylcysteine alpha-carbonyl methylesterase ICME. The coding region runs from base 307 to 735 and encodes 142 amino acids. Gene Ontology annotation, molecular function: arylformamidase activity. The record is from RefSeq and is a predicted model, not a curated record. The transcript has 6 exons. NCBI's taxonomy places the organism in Eukaryota, Metazoa, Chordata, Actinopteri, Cypriniformes, Cyprinidae.
UUCUCUCUUCCGGUGGUGGCAGGGGCAUUAUUAGUGGUCCUUCCUUACAGUAUCUCUCUAGUUGCCCAAUGGCUCUAUGGCUGGCCCAAUAAACCAGGGUACCAAAAAUAUAUAGAGGCUCUCAAACCAAGGCGCAUAUACUGCCUUGCAAGAGCCGUGCUAGAGAUGCUGAAAUAUCUGCAGUAUGGCAAACUGUACUUUCAGUGGAAACUGUGGUACAGUAAUGACAAAAAUAACAAGCACUAUGUGAAAGGCAUAACCUUUGGUUGAUGAGGGAACAAACUAGAUUUAUAUUAUUCACCAAGCAUGGGCCAUUCUGAUACUGCUCCUGUACCGGUGGUUGUGUUUGUGUAUGGAGGUGCCUGGGGAUCAGGAGACCGCUCCAUUUACUGUCUGUUAGCCUUACAAAUAGCAAAAGAGCUUAAUGCCUCUGUACUUUGUCCAGAUUAUUCCAUAUAUCCAAAGGGAAAUGUUUUAAAUAUGGUUCAAGACAUCAGUGACAGUUUGCUGUGGGUGAGAGAAAAGGGACAAACAUUCAGUCUUGAUCAAGACAACAUAAUAUUAAUAGGUCAUUCAGCAGGGGCUCAUCUGUGUGCCCUUUCCACACUGUUUCUGGUGAACAAUGCAGAAGAGCUGUUCAUUGAGACCAACAUACAGAGAGAUCUUGUAUCUGCCAUUAAAGGAAUCAUAGAGUUCCUCCAGUGGCUUUGCUCCAUGGAACCAAUGACAUCAUAGUUCCGGUGGAAUCAUCAGUGAAGUUCUCUGAGCUCCUCACAGCCCUUUCUAUCAGGAUGUCUCUCGAUCUAAUACCUAAAAUGAACCACACAGAGAUGGUCACUGACCUUAUGGCUCCAGACAGGCACUUUUACCAUACAGUUUAUGGCUGUAUUAAACAGGAGUACAGUAAAUUUCAAGGUUAUGCUGAUUAAUAAUUUUCAUUCAAUUAAUUACUAAUAUCAUUUUCCAUUAUGCCAGUCACUCAUUAUGUUAUUUAUGUAUUUACUGUAAGU